CAGCAUCAGCAGCAACAGCAGCAACAACAACUCCAGUCGAACUGUAUAACAAUGAGGAGAGAAGGAAGCUCCUGGAAUUGCUAGUCGAGACCAUCCAGCAGUCGAUAAACCGCAGCGCCAGCCCCAGGAGAGGAGAGUACCCCAGCAUCCAGACAGAAGGUAGUGGAACCAUCAGAGCAAAAUGCACGAGAGACAAGUGAAGAAACUGAAGGGCAGCCAUUAUGUGGCCACUCACGGCCGCCUCACACCUGACCCACCAUACGUCCACUCGAAUCGCGGCUACUCCACGGACGGCGAGGAGUCCCAUUCCCAUUCCCAUCGCGCCCCCUCCGAGCGCACCUACUCCGAAUAUACACUCACCCACGAUCGCAUUUCGCCACAGUCCCAGUAUAACUCGUCGCGGAAGAAGCGCUCCGCAAACGGACACCACCAGCACCUGCAGCACAGCUACAGCCACAGUCAGAUGGGCCUCUCCAGCUCCCCGGAUAAUGGGGGACCACGCUCGCUCAGCGGACCACCGCCCACACGUCAACCGCCACGAGCACCUUCCGCCCUUAGCUAUGAUCAUGGCGGCGACGGGGGCAGCGAUAUCUAUGUGACCAGUGCAGCUUACAAGGCGCCCUCGGAGAUCAGUCGAUAUAGCCAGCGCCCAGUGUCGCGUGGACCACCGCGUAGUGUCUAUUCGGUGGCCAGCACUGCCAAGACGGGACGGAGUGCUCGGUCUACCACCAAAAGGGGCGCCAAGAUCGAGACCAUGUCCGCUCCGAACCCAUUCUGUCCGAAUGUGAAGGGCGUCUGUUGUCUGAUGCUGCUGCUCAACUUGGGCCUGAUCCUGGUCACUCUGGGCUUUGUCAUCGUGGUGCAGUUCUACGAGCCGCUGUAUGUGUGGAUACUGGGCAUUGUGUUCCUGAUAUUCGGCUUCCUCACGCUGAUAGGCUGCAUGAUCUACUGUGUGUAUGUGUGCCGCGAUGCCAGGACUCCGUCGCAGGUGCGUAACGAGGAUCUCUACUGGACCCGUCACUGGCAGAAGAACAUCGGCUACACGCCCCAGGAGAUCAACUACAAAGCGGACAAAUACGAUGCCUAUUCGGAUCGGUACUCGGUUAGCAAGCUGAGCGGCAAGUACUCCGAUCGCGAGAGCCAGCGCUACUGAGGCAAGGAGUGAGAGGAACUAAUGUCAAAUAUGGAAUCAGAACUUCUUUGUGCUUUAUGGCAGUUGCAUUAUUUAAUUGGGAAGUGCUUGCGCCAUGAGAAAUUCGGAAAAAUCGAAACGAGCCUGCCUUGAAAUCUUCCUCGUGUAGGCAUAUAUUAAUAGAAAUAUAAAAACCACUUAUAUCUUAACUAAUUGUAAGACUAGGUACUAGUUCUAAACGGUUAUUAACAAGGCCCCUCAACGUACCUGCUGCAAGUUGCUUGCUAGUUUGUAUGUUAUAAGAGAGAUAUUGAAAGAAAACGAGAGGAUACACGAGAGUAUUGUAAUCUGCCAUAUUUGAGAAGGUUUACCGCUCGUUCGGCUAAUCAACUGUAACUGCAAAUGCUUAUAACACAUGACAAAUAAAUAAUACGAAUAAUAAAAUACAUAAUACAACCA
Messenger RNA from Drosophila obscura, 1591 nucleotides. RefSeq lists its product as uncharacterized. The coding region runs from base 182 to 1153 and encodes 323 amino acids. The record is from RefSeq and is a predicted model, not a curated record. The transcript has 4 exons. NCBI's taxonomy places the organism in Eukaryota, Metazoa, Arthropoda, Insecta, Diptera, Drosophilidae.